Messenger RNA from Tinamus guttatus (white-throated tinamou), 335 nucleotides. The record is from RefSeq and is a predicted model, not a curated record. NCBI's taxonomy places the organism in Eukaryota, Metazoa, Chordata, Aves, Tinamiformes, Tinamidae.
CUAUUUCUUCGGAGGCACUUGAUAUUCUAGAUGAGGCAUGUGAAGACAAGGCCAAUCUUCAUGCCCUCAUCCAAAUGAAACCAGCUCUUUCUCAUCUUGGAGACAAAGGUUUACUUCUACUCCUAAGAUUUCUGUCCAUUCCAAAGGGGUUUUCCUACUUAAAUGAAAGAGGCUAUGUAACAAAGCAAAUGGAGAAGUGGCAAAAGGAAUAUAAUUUAAAGUAUGUUGAGCUAAUUGAAGAACAACUUAAUGAAGCACUUACCACAUAUCGCAAACCUGUUGAUGGUGACAAUUAUGUUCGUCGGAGCAACCAAAGGGUUCAUGCUUUAAAGUAG